UUUCAUUAUACUGGUGACGAUUUUGAGAAUAAUGUUUGCUUCAAUUCGUUCCGUGUUCCCAAUCAAUUCUAGUAUUUUUUUUCUGCGUUUGCAUUCUAGCAGUUUUCUUAAUAAUAUUGCGUUCUCUGACAUUUUGUUUCAGACUUAAGUCUAAGAUGUCGUCAGGGGAGAGAUUUGUUCGCGCUCCCGAGUUCCAAAGUGAUUCGGAAAAUUCCGACGUGUGUUCCUUGGAUAAACCAGGCUACCGAACAAGGAAAACGAUACUGCUCGUAGCGGGGACAAUGACAGUGACACCGAAGAUGACGAAGGAGAAACUGCAAAGUCUAUCGCAGAAACUUACAGUUCGACGCUUCCGGCCAUGCAAGGCAACCAGACUCACGAAUUGAUGGCCAACCAGUGUGAUGAGGUCAACCGGAACAAGAACCUAAACAACGCGUUUACAGAGCCAUCAUCCAGCUCAGCUGGCAUCGCCUGGCAUAAAAUUCCGGCGUUUCCGAACGACGUCGCCCCAAAUAAAAUGUGGGAGCAAUGGCACCGAUUCAUUCAACAUUUCGAAAUCGCAGUCUCUCUCGCUAACAUCAAUUCCGCGCACACCAACUUUGUUUUUGGCACUCGGAGAAAGAUUACAGGCAAUCAUCCACGCCGCCAGCAUCCGACCAAACUUGAAUGAUCCUAGCUGUUACACCGUUUUCGUGAAAGAUAUGCAGGAAUACUUACGUUCAUUGGUGGACGUAACAGUGGAGCAUACGGCGUUCACUGAUAUGAAGCAACGAUCGGGCGAGUCGGCCCUGCUUUUCCAUGCCCGCUUGAAGCAGAAAAUUUGUCUUAUCGGAUACACGGAAGCUGACCAAGACAAAGCCGUUCAUACCCAGCUUUUGAAAGGAAUGAGGGAUAAGGAACUGGCAAAAUCAGCAAGAACCCUCGGAUAUCCCACCUCCUUCGUUGUACAAUGUGCCACCCGAGAAGAAGCCUACACAGCUGAAUCGGAGCAACCAGGACCAUCACAUACGUUUGCAGUUCAACGGAAUGGUCGGCAGACUUCUAAUAGGUCACAGUGGAAGCGAGAGCGUGAAAUGAUCAAUGACGGUGGGAACCAACGGAAUAAACGGGAUUCGAGCGAUUCAAUGAACCGUGGACAAGCACGUCGCUCACGGUGUUCUAAGUGUAACAUGUUGUUCCACAAAUAUGGAACCUGCCCAGCGGAAAAGAACAACUGCAGGUCUUGCGGAAAGCGUGGCCAUUUCGAGGUCGUGUGCUGGAAGAAGGUUGCCAACACUGUUCAGGCUGAACGCAGCCUUUCUCCGGGAUGGACGAAAGAGGAGGACGAAGGAAAAAAGUGGACGCCUUGUAGACUGUCGGGUGGGAUUUUCAAACCCAAUUCGUUUUCUGAUAGACUCGGAGUCGGAUGUCAAUACUAUUGGCGGCAGUGACUGGAAACGACUAAAGCAUGAGUUUCAUGCAGGCAUAGCCCCAUUAGAGCCAAUCCAGUUAUCGGAGGGCAAUGACUUGCGACCAUACGCUUCAAACAAACCCCUUCCAGUAACAUGUGCAUUUAGGGCCGAAAUACAGGUUAUGGAACAGGAUAAACCAUUAAUUAAUGCAGAGUUCCUAGUUAUCGAUAAAGGCACUCGUUCUCCUCUGAGUCGUUCAACGGCAGGUGACUUAAGGCUGUUAAAGGUUGGCUUAUCCAUCAACAACUGCGAAAGACCGGACAAGACGACUACGUUCCCUAAAGUACCAGGUGUCCUAGUGAAGUUCAGUGUUGACAAGUCUGUCCCUCCGGCGAAGAACGCUUUCUACAAUGUGCCUGCCGCUUAUAGGGAAAGUGCGAAGGACAGACUUUCGAAAAUGGAACAGCAGGGCAUCAUUGAACGUGUAACGGUAGCACCGGACUGGAUAAGCGGAAUGUCAGCGGUGCCCAAAGGAAAGAACGACUUCCGCUUAGUCGUGAACAUGCGGGCACCGAAUCGCGCGAUCAAACGCGAAUA
Wyeomyia smithii (pitcher-plant mosquito) is the source of this 1988-nucleotide messenger RNA. RefSeq lists its product as uncharacterized. Lineage: Eukaryota; Metazoa; Arthropoda; Insecta; Diptera; Culicidae. Gene Ontology annotation, molecular function: nucleic acid binding; zinc ion binding. The record is from RefSeq and is a predicted model, not a curated record. Bases 702 to 1430 code for a protein of 242 amino acids. The transcript is spliced from 2 exons.